This is a messenger RNA of Closterium sp. Naga37s-1, 810 nucleotides long. NCBI's taxonomy places the organism in Eukaryota, Viridiplantae, Streptophyta, Zygnematophyceae, Desmidiales, Closteriaceae. The record is from the annotation of a GenBank genome assembly.
AUGUUGCGGAUCUGGAAUUUAAGGGAAGAGGAAGAGGAAGAGGAAGAGGAAGAGGAAGAGGAGGAGGAAGAGGAGGAGGAGGAGGAGGAGGAGGAGGAGGAGGAGGAGGAGGAGGAGGAGGAGGAGGAGGAGGAAGAGGAAGAGGAAGAGGAGGAGGAAGAGGAGGAGGAGGAGGAGGAGGAGGAGGAGGAGGAGGAGGAGGAGGAGGAGGAGGAGGAGGAGGAGGAGGAGGAGGAGGAGGAGGAGGAGGAGGAGGAGGAGGAGGAGGAGGAGGAGGAGAAGAAGAAGAAGAAGAAGAAGAAGAAGAAGAAGAAGAAGAAGAAGAAGAAGAAGAAGAAGAAGAAGAAGAAGAAGAAGAAGAAGAAGAAGAAGAAGAAGAAGAAGAAGAAGAAGAAGAAGAAGAAGAAGAAGAAGAAGAAGAAGAAGAAGAAGAAGAAGAAGAAGAAGAAGAAGAAGAAGAAGACGAAGAAGAAGAAGAAGAAGAAGAAGAAGAAGAAGAAGAAGAAGAAGAAGAAGAAGAAGAAGAAGAAGAAGAAGAAGAAGAAGAAGAAGAAGAAGGGAGCAGCAAGGGGGGGAAUGGGAGGGGGCAGCCUGCAUCUGAUUUCUGAAGCGCACACUUUCUCUGAGAAGAAAGAACCCCCACCAAUUCCCUCAGCCCUCACCUUCUCUGUGCUCUCGACCCCCAUUCCCUCACCCCCUUACCUUCUCCAUUCCCUCCCGCUAACGCUCUUUCCCAUCCUCCCACGCGCUCGCAGCCAGUGUGCAGCUCGCAGCCAGUGUGCAGCUCGCAGCCAGUGUGCGUGCAGCUGA